AUGCCAGGGAGCCUGAGGCCCCGGCACGGCGGCCGCGCGACGCGAGCUGCCCAGCCGCCUUCCACGCCCAAUCGGUUCGCUUCGGCCGUGGCCGCCCUGGCCAAGACCCCGCGGGAAGGCAGCGGCGCCGAGCGCGUCCAGCUCGGCCUGAAGCGCGCGGCAGACGGCGCCGAGCCAGCCGCGAGUCGGAAUGCUCAAAGGAUGGGCGAGGGCGCGCGCCGCCUCCCACCCGCCGAGGGCGAGGACCUCCCAGAUGGAGUCCCGCUGCGCCUGCGCGUCCCGGGCGCUUCUCCGAGCAAGGCGGUCUCCAGGGAGCCGCAGUACAGCGUCGAUGAGGCCCUCGCGCUCCAGCGCGCGCUCCAGAGCGCCUUUGCGGCGGAUGGCUUCCGGACGCAGCUGCGCCGCGCGGAGGCCGCCCACCCCCGGCGCGGCGUCCGCGGCCACGCGGACCAGGCCAAGUUCACUCAGCAGUUGCACUCCAUGCUGCGGGAAGUCUACCGCGACGUCCUGCCACAGAAGCCGUGGUGCUUGCCGCAGGGUUGGGAGGGCUACCGAAAGAUGGUGGCUCGCAUGGAGGCGGUGGCCGAGGACCCGCGGGUCGUCAACGCCAGGGAGGACAUCAACCGCCUCCUCGGCUUGCCCCGCUUUACUGUGCUGAGGCCCCCCCCAGAGGAGCCGUUGAGAGCUCAAGAAGGUGACGGCGCCGGAGAAGCGGAGGGUGCCCUGCAGGUCUUCGUGGAGCUGCCCGACGGCUCUGGCGAGGACCAGAGCAAGAACGGCGCACCUCUGUUUACUGAUGCAGAUGGAGACACCGCUCACGAAUUCUGGGAAGAAGACAGGGGCGGAAACCUGAUACGAGUACUACCAGGCGUUGCCAGUACCGUCUGA
This is a messenger RNA of Prorocentrum cordatum, 888 nucleotides long. The record is from the annotation of a GenBank genome assembly. NCBI's taxonomy places the organism in Eukaryota, Dinophyceae, Prorocentrales, Prorocentraceae.